CGUGGAAUUGGGUAGGAGAGGGGCGCUCAGAUGAAAUUUUGUUGAUAAACCCCAGAAGGAGACGCCUGUUUCCUAGGUAAUUCCAGUCCAAUUCCUGACUUCUUCUUUCUUCAGCUGCAUCAUUUCCUCUGUUCCCCUGUUUGAAGCGGAGUGUUAUAGCUUCCUCUCGUCACCUUCACAACUCCAUCAACUCUGCCCUCUUCUUCUAUAACCAACUCCGUACCUUCUCACCCCGCAUUCGUGAUAUCUCCUGUCCACGAGAGUCAUAACUCACUCCGUGUCUUCAGUACUAUUUCAAAGUCAUCAACUCAGGGUGGUCAUAACAUCAAAAUGCCUGCUCCCGUGGGUAACCCCCAGACCCUCUACGAUAAGGUGUUCUCAGCACAUAUCGUCGACGAAAAGCUCGAUGGCACAAUUCUUCUCUAUAUCGACCGGCACUUGGUCCAUGAGGUGACAUCACCACAAGCCUUCGAGGGUCUCGAAAAUGCAGGCCGCAAAGUCCGAAGACCUGAUUGCACUCUCGCAACCACUGAUCACAAUGUCCCCACCACAUCCCGCAAAGCCCUGAAGGACAUUGCUUCAUUCAUCGAGGAGGACGAUUCGCGAACACAGUGUGUCACUCUGGAGGAGAAUGUCAAAAAGUUUGGUGUCACAUAUUUCGGCCUGGGCGACAAACGACAAGGUAUUGUCCACAUCAUUGGCCCCGAGCAGGGCUUCACUCUCCCCGGAACCACCGUCGUGUGCGGUGACAGCCAUACCUCAACACAUGGCGCCUUCGGUGCCCUUGCCUUUGGUAUCGGUACUAGCGAGGUUGAGCAUGUCUUGGCCACUCAGUGCCUCAUUACCAAGCGCAGCAAGAACAUGAGGAUACAGAUUGACGGUGAGCUGGCCCCUGGCGUCAGUUCCAAGGACGUCGUCCUCCACGCCAUCGGCAGGAUCGGAACUGCCGGAGGUACCGGCGCCGUCAUUGAGUUUUGCGGGUCUGUUAUCCGUAACCUGAGCAUGGAGGCUCGCAUGUCCAUCUGCAACAUGUCCAUCGAGGGUGGUGCCCGCGCUGGUAUGGUUGCCCCUGAUGAGAUCACCUUUGAAUAUCUCAAGGGACGCCCCCUGGCCCCCAAGUAUGGCUCCGAGACCUGGAACCAGGCUGUUGCCUACUGGAAGUCUCUUCAGUCUGAUCCUGGCGCCAAAUACGAUAUUGAUGUCUUUAUUGACGCCAAGGACAUCAUUCCCACCAUUACUUGGGGAACCAGCCCUGAGGAUGUCGUUCCCAUCACCGGAUGUGUCCCUGACCCUGAGACCUUCAGCAGUGAGAGCAAGAAGGCUGCUGGCCGCCGCAUGCUGGAGUACAUGGGCUUGACGGCUGGAACACCAAUGGAGGACAUUCCUGUCGAUAAGGUGUUUAUUGGAUCGUGCACCAACGCCCGAAUUGAGGAUCUGAGGGCCGCUGCCAACGUUGUAAAGGGGCGAAAGGUUGCUGAUAACAUCAGGCGCGCCAUGGUUGUUCCUGGCUCCGGUCUUGUGAAGGCACAGGCUGAGGAGGAGGGCCUUGACCAGAUCUUUGUUGAUGCUGGUUUUGAGUGGAGAGAAGCUGGAUGUAGUAUGUGUCUGGGCAUGAACCCUGACAUUCUGGCCCCCAAGGAACGAUGUGCCAGUACAUCCAACCGAAACUUCGAGGGCCGGCAGGGUGCUCUUAGCCGAACGCACCUCAUGUCUCCUGUCAUGGCAGCUGCUGCCGCUAUUGUUGGUAAGCUUGCCGAUGUUCGCAAGCUAUCACACUACACCCAUCAAUCUGCCUUUAAGCCCCGUGAGCUCCCUGCGGAGGAGCCCCAUGUGGACGAGCGAACCAGGGAUGACUCUGAGGAGCGAGAGAUGAUCGGAGAUCAGCCUCAGGACUCUCAGCCUCACACCAACACUCUGGCCAGCGCUGGAGGUGCUGCUUCUGGUCUGCCUAAGUUUACUAUCUGGAAGGGCACUGCGGCUCCUCUGGACCGAUCCAAUGUUGACACCGACGCCAUCAUUCCCAAGCAGUUCCUCAAGACAAUCAAGCGAACAGGUCUUGGUACCGCACUAUUUUACGAGCUCCGAUACAAGGAGGAUGGGUCUGAGAACCCCGACUUCGUCCUGAACCAAGAGCCUUUCCGACAGGCCAAGACUCUGGUUGUCACUGGACCCAACUUUGGAUGCGGCAGUUCUCGAGAGCACGCCCCUUGGGCCCUUCUGGACUUUGGCAUCAAGUGCAUCAUCGCUCCCUCCUUCGCUGAUAUCUUCUUCAACAACACUUUCAAGAACGGCAUGCUCCCCAUCAGGAUCGAGGACAAGGACAACCUCGAAGCCAUCGCCGCUGAGGCUCGUGCCAACCGCGACAUUGAGAUUGAUCUGCCCAAUCAGCUAAUCAAGAACGCUGACGGAGAGACCAUCUGCUCAUUCGACGUUGAGGAGUUCCGCAAGCACUGCCUAGUCAAUGGUCUCGACGACAUUGGCCUGACCAUGCAGCAGGAGGACAAGAUUGCCGAGUUCGAGCGACGCAUGACACAAAACACCCCAUGGCUCGACGGCACAGGUUACCUGAAGCGUCCCGGACAGGGCGGCAAGCUUGCCGCUAAGGCCGUGCCUGUUCCCAAAACAAAUCGGGGCGAGGAGAAGAAGGAGCCCCUCGAGUGGUGAUUCGGACCAAGCGAUGAGGGAAUGAAGAAAUGAUUUAACGGCGAAGGGAUCUGGGUUUCUGGCAUAUGAUGAUUAGCAUCUGGCUUUUGUGGUUUCAAAUAUUUGCUUGGGUCGAUGGACAAAAAGGAUUGCUGGCUUUGCUGACACUGAAUGCAAAAGCACAAAAGAAUUGGAGUAUAUGUCAACUCGUAACUCCUGAGAAGAUUUAUGAAUCAAAACGAUCACAAUUAAUAGCAACGGAUUGAGACGAAAGCUCUUUUAUAUGAUGUAAAAACCGGUUCCUUCAAAAAACGAUGAUUUGGAACACUCGUGCUAUCUGAUUUAGAGUGUGCUACGAGGUCAAGAAAGCAAUAUUAGUCCCCCUUUUUGAUCUCAUCGCGAAGGAUACCGACGUGCACCACGAAACCGGCCGAAGGUCGCAGUUCUGCGGGCAGUACACUAUCAGAAGCUCUCCAGACAUGAAAUGAAGUUGAAAAUGCCUUUAACCAAGACUCGAAUACUUCGUCACUUCGAAGUUGUUGCCCAAUGACACAGACACACGGCCGUCUUUCUUCAUCAUUAGCAAAGGCCUCAUCAGAGAGUCUUAAACGGCAUGCGUCCGCGCACGCCUGAACGAAGGGGUCUACCAAAGCAUAGUUAUAAACACAGUCACAGGCGACAACGGCGUCAAAGCUACGAGCUUCAUCAGAACCGGUAAGAGACGGGGUUACCUCAUCCGUCUCCCAAUCAAGCGUUGUGAAGCGAAUGUUCGGCUGUGCUGCACCAUGCCCAUGUCCAUGGCCACUUCGUUUCUUCUUGCCUCGACCACUCGUCGGUGUAGACGUCCCCGAGCUAAACGCAGAAGAGAAGUUCUCGUCAAGAUUGCGCUGAACAAGACGCUGCACGUAGGACUGAUCGGUGAGGACAUAGCGUGCUACGCGUGGACCAAGGGCUAGGGCACUCAGGGGGGAAAUGCCACAGCCGAGUUCAAGUAUGGAGGCGUUUGAAUGGAUGGUAUUGGCGAGAAUGGGAUUUGACGGGGAAGAGAGCCACGAGGCGAAGCUGGGAGCUAUCUUCCAUAAGACUGUAUCUCAAGUCAGCCUUUCCUCUUGAGUGACCAUGAGAGGGAAAAAUCUACCAGCUCCUGUUGUUCCACCUGCGCGUGACGAUGACAGAACAGUAGGAGAUUGAUGAACAGUGUAGUCCCGAUCAGCAACAGAAACAUCGACGGAAGCAGCACGGGAGUCGAUGAAGCCAAGAUUCAUGGAAGGGAUAGGCUGUGAAUACAGCAUGAAAGUUUCUAUGCAUUUUUAGUGAGACCUGCAUGAGUGGAAGCAUCUUGUAAGCUGACCUUCUUCUGCGUCUUCGACUUCUGGCUCAAGAUUUGCCAAGAGACUAUUUACAAAGCCCAUUGUGAGAUAUUAUUUAUUCUGAUAAAGCGUGGUAGGGAUUUUGCGUUAUGCUAAAUAGAGCAUCUCGUUGAAAAGGGUUGGUCUAACAUGGAGAUACCGAGAUAGUGUGAAAGCGAUUGAUGUAGCCGAG
Molecule: messenger RNA, 4185 nt
Organism: Fusarium odoratissimum NRRL 54006
Lineage: Eukaryota; Fungi; Ascomycota; Sordariomycetes; Hypocreales; Nectriaceae
Product: 3-isopropylmalate dehydratase
Exons: 4
Coding region: 331-2664 (777 amino acids)
Biological process (GO): L-leucine biosynthetic process
Cellular component (GO): 3-isopropylmalate dehydratase complex
Molecular function (GO): 4 iron, 4 sulfur cluster binding; 3-isopropylmalate dehydratase activity
Source: RefSeq, a predicted model, not a curated record